This is a messenger RNA of Loa loa (African eye worm), 324 nucleotides long. RefSeq lists its product as hypothetical. The record is from RefSeq and is a predicted model, not a curated record. NCBI's taxonomy places the organism in Eukaryota, Metazoa, Nematoda, Chromadorea, Rhabditida, Onchocercidae. The transcript is spliced from 2 exons. The coding region runs from base 1 to 324 and encodes 107 amino acids.
AUGGCUACGCUUGAUGUGGAACAUGAAAAUAAACAAACGGAUCAGUUAUCUGAAAUAAUUUCCUUAUCACCCAUAUCUCGACAUCCGAGAAAAUCAAAAGCAAUGAAAAGCAGGAAGGAUUUUGUGUGGAAUCCGAAUGCAUUGCCGUUUGUUCCGUGUAAUUUAAUCAAUAACUGGAACACUAAAUCGAACAAUUAUUAUUCAAUAGUAAAUACCAUUCGAACUAGCGAUACACCAUUACCAUUCUUGUCAGGACCCAUUGGGGCAUCAUCGGUAUGUACUGGAUAUUUAGCUCGUGUUGAUCAACAGGUCAACCAACAUUAG